Molecule: messenger RNA, 8456 nt
Organism: Biomphalaria glabrata
Lineage: Eukaryota; Metazoa; Mollusca; Gastropoda; Planorbidae
Product: unconventional myosin-XVIIIa-like
Exons: 40
Coding region: 223-6201 (1992 amino acids)
Cellular component (GO): myosin complex
Molecular function (GO): cytoskeletal motor activity; protein binding; ATP binding
Source: RefSeq, a predicted model, not a curated record
UUACUAUUUAUUAGGCUAAGUGCUGUAAUUGUUUUUAAAACAGAAGAGUGUUGUUAUAUAGAUCUAGGGUUGUGUACUUCCGCCAUCUCUCUUGGACUUUUAUUAAAGUGAAAGUGCGAUGGCACCUUUGUUUUCAUGGCAAUGAUUUAUGAAGGCUAGUGCUCAUGUGACCUAGACCAUCUGCCAUUUUGAUAGUAUUUAUCACCGUUCGCACUAUCAAUCAUGUUUAAUUUUAUGAAAAAGGAUAAGGAUAAAGACAAGAAAAAAGAGGAGAAGUUGGAAAAAAAAAAGAAAGAAAAGGAUGAAAAGCUUGAGAAGAAAGAGAAAGAAAAGAAGGAGCGGCAGAACAUGACUCCAGAGGAAAUGUCAAGGAUAGAGGAAAUGAAGAGAGGCGUGUUGCGUAGGUUUAGCGACAGAGACAAGAAAAGGUCUCUGAGAAAGUCUGGAGAAAACCAGGACCACCCCAGCCCCACAGAAAGUGAAAGCAGUGGAGAUGGAACCUCUUCCAACAGGUCAAGUCCCACAAAAGAAGCAAAACCACUGACAAGACCCCAACCCCUGCCACGGCAUCAGAUGCCUGCACCACCAACAGCGGCUGUGGCAUCGAAAAACCCACCGCCUGCUGUUCUCCCAAAACCCAAGGGAAUACUGAAAAGUAAAGCUGAAUCAUCAUCAUUCCAGCACUCAGACCUUGAUGACUCCAAGCUGCUUCAGGAAAACACCAAGCGUAAUGAAGAUUUAUUCACAGCUCAGACAGCUGCCAAAACUACUACAGCACCCCUCGCAUCACAGAGAAGUGUUCCAGAACCAACUGAAGAAUACAAGGAAGAAGAGGAAGUUGUGAAAGCAGAACCUUAUUCCUCCAAGCUCAAACUACCUCCUAUCAGUCCUGCUAGGGCACCUCGGAUCAGGGAAAUUGUGGUCCACAGGCUCCAGACAGGCGGUUUUGGUUUCAGCUUGCGGAAAGGUUUGAUACCAGAACAUGGGGGUGGACCGCCCCGUGUUGUCACCUUUGCUGAACCAGGCAGUGGUCAAUUUAAUAAUCCCACAGGCCUGUUACCAGGGGAUCGUCUUGUAGAGGUGAAUGGGGAGAACAUUGAGAGUCUCUCCAGGGAGGACAUUGUGGAAAUUAUAAAGAAAUCUCCAGACACACUGACCUUGAAAGUCCAGCCCAUCCCAGAGCUUAUAGAACUGAGUGUCAGGCCCAACAAGGAUGGCACCACUACUGACAUUCAGGAGGAUGCUGCUAAAAGUGGAACUUUGAAAAGGACUGGAAGUCUACGCUAUAAACAAUUGGCUAAGUCUGAAGAUGAUGUCAAGUCGGAGAAAGAGUGGCUGGAGACAGAGAAAGUCUGGCUACUACACAGGGGUGGCUUUUCCGAAGUGUUCCUCCUUAAGUCAGAGAGCACCGCACUGGCCGAGGGUCGAGUGAGGGUCAAACUCGAGUCAGGGGACAUAAUUGAAGUUGAUGAGGAUGACAUUGAAAAGGCCAAUCCACCGCAGUUUGACAGAGCAGAAGACCUGUCAGUACUGAGGUACUUGAAUGAGUCCAGUGCCUUGCAUACUUUGAGACAACGCUACGCUGUCAAUCUCAUCCACACAUACGCUGGUCCUCAUCUUGUGGUGGUCAAUCCCAUACAACAGCUGCCCAUCUAUGUAGACAAGAUCAUCCAACUUCUGAAAGGCUGUAAACAAGAAGAUAUGCCUCCGCAUGUGUUUUCCAUGGCACAAAUGGUCUACAGAGAUAUGCUGAACACCAGGAAGGACCAGUCCUUGGUUCUGUUGGGCAGGAGUGGCAGCGGCAAGACCACCAAUGCCCAGCACGUGAUGCAGUACCUGAUCACUGCCACAGGAAACAACAGUGUCUUCACAGUGGACAAGCUUGCCUCUGUGUACACAUUGCUUCAUGCCUUUGGCAACAGCCGAACAGCUCUGAAUGUUAAUGCCAGCAGAUUCACCCAGAUAUUUACUGUCGAUUUUGACCAUUCUGGCCAGAUUGGCUCUGCAUCUGUACAGGCCUUGAUGUUUGAAAAGUCUCGGGUAGUCCGACGUCCAGAGGGUGAACCCACAUUCAGUAUAUUUUAUCAACUUCUGGCUGGAGCUGAUAGCAACCUCAGGACUGAACUUCAACUCCAGACACUGAAUGAAAGCAACUUAUUCAUGACAGCCCCACAGAAGCCUGAAGACAAGCAAAGGUCAGCAGAAGCUUGGCUCAAGGUCCAGCAAUCAUUUGAUAAUCUGAGUUUUACUUCUGAUGAGGUCAAGGCUAUACUGUUAGUGCUGGCAGCUAUUUAUCAUUUAGGCAAUGCUGGAGCCACGAAAGGUCUCAACAAUAAGCCCCAGUUUGCUAAACCAGCAGCAUCACAAAAGGCAGCCUCUUUGCUGGGGACGACAGUGGAAGAACUGAGUAAAUCAAUCUUCACCACAGGAGGCUCCUCAACUUUGAACCGCAGUGCAUCUCUGAGAGUGUCGAAUGCCAUGGAAAGACCUGCCUACCUGCCGUCUGAAAGUGGCUCAACCCCACAAGAAUGUCUGGAAGCUUUUGUCAUUGGACUUUAUUCUGAUGUGUUUAAUGCUAUAGUCAGUCUGAUUAACAGGUCCCUGUCAUCCAAUGUGCGUUCUAACAACUCUAUAACUCUAGUGGAUACUCCUGGAUUCCAGAGCCCAGUCUCAAGUGGGCAGGGCCGGACUGCAGGGGCUACUUUUGAAGACCUUUGCCACAACUACACUCAGGAGAGACUCCAGGCCUUCUUCCAUGAGCUGACCUUGGCAACGCCUCAGGAAAGGUACAGAGAGGAAGACAUAGAGUUGGAUUUUGAAAUCACAGCCUCCAACCAAUCUCAGAUUGUAAAUCUCUUGGAUAGACCACCACCACAAAACCUGAUUCGAACUCCCUCCUCAUCAGAUGUAAAGAAUCAAGACAAGAAAGGUUUAUUAUGGAUCUUGGAUGAGGAGGCAGUGUUUCCUGGUGCCACUGAGGACAGUUUUAUGGAGAGGCUGUUACAGCAGCACUGUGAACAGCCACUUAGAAAAGACAGUCUGUUGCGUAAAGGCUCAUUGGGCCAUACUUUUAUACUAAACCAUAAUAAUGGAACCACACCCGUCCAGUACAACGCCCAGGGCUGGCUGAAGGCCUGCAGAGAGAACCCUACCACUAGGAAUGCCAGCCUGGUGCUUCAGGACUCCAAAAAGCCCAACAUUGCUCAGUUGUUCACCAGCACAAAAGGGCAAACUACAGGCAUUGUCAGUGGUUCUGUGGUUGGUAUGGAAGGCUCCACAUCCCUCAGGAGGGUAGGCAGCAUGAGGAGGACUUUUGUUGGACAAGCUGGGCUGAAGAAAAAGUCUGUUUGCUUGCAAGUGAAAUUUAAUGUGGACUCAAUAGUGGAUAUAUUAAAGAAGACAAAUGUUCACUUCAUUCACUGCUUGAUGGCCCAACACCCAGCUGGACUUGGAGAACAGCACAAGUCUACGCAGGAUGACAAUAUCAUGAAUGUACCAUUGGUCAGAAACCAACUCAGGGGAUUCCAGCUGCUGGACGCUGUUAGGUUAUACAGACAAGGCUUCCCAGACUCUAUGCACUUCACAGACUUUAUCAAGAAGUUUGAGCCCCUGGUGCCAGGAUUGAACAAAGGUGGACAGGGAGAAGGGGAUGAGAAAAUGAUGGUCAAAUUGAUCCUGGACAAUCUUGAUGUAGACAAACUUAACUAUCGUGUUGGUCAUAGUAGGGUGUUCUUCCGCCCUGGCUGCUUGGCCCAGUUAGACCUGAACAGGGAUGAGAAGUUUAUGGGCAUAGUGGAGCAGUUCCAGGCUCUUUGCAGGGGAUACUUAGCCCGCAAAAAGCUGGACAAGAUUAAGGUUCAACACACAGCCAUCCGCUGUAUACAGAGGAAUGUACGUAGAUACAUGCAUAUCAAGGAGUGGGAAUGGUGGAGGCUGUACACUAAGGUCAAGCCCAUCUUGAAUGUUCACAGGACCGAGGAAGAGCUUAAGGAGAAAGAGGCUGAGAUUGAACUUCUCAAGGCUCGAAAUGACAAGUUGGAGAAGGAAAGGGCAGAAUACAAGACUCAGUGUGACAAGCUGGAGAACAGGUUGGCUGAGGUGACGGCUGACUUGGCUGAAGAAAACACAACCUCCAUUGCUGCUGCAGACAUGUUGGAAGCAGAAAGUGCAGAACGUAUGAGAAUAGAGAAAGAAUUCAAGGAUUUGCUGGCCAAGUUUACUUCCAUCAAACAGAAGAAUGAAAAGCUGCAGAUGGAGUUGAUGCAGACCAGGUUGUGGCAGGCUGAGGCUGUGGAAGAGGAGGAGCAUGGGGAGGAAAAGGAAGAAGACUCAGUGUACAAGAGCAGGUACGAGCGAUUGGUCAGAGAACUCCAGGUCACCAAGAAACAGCUUCAGCAGCAACAUGAAGAAGAAUUGGAACAAGAGUUACAGUCCAGGAAGUUGAUUGAAAAAAGACUCCAUGAAGCUGUGUCUGAAGCAGAAGAACAGAGACGCCAGGUGCAAGUGGCCAAGAAGAAAGCCCAAAGACUGACCACAGAGAUGCAGGACAUGAAGCUCCACUUGGAGGAACAGAUGGCAAGAAAUAACGAGCUGGAAAGAAAGCAGAGGAGGUUUGAUACUGAACUCAGUAUGGCUCAUGAAGAUGCCAAGGAAGAGAAGUCUGCUAGGGAGAAGUUGCAGAGAGAAAGAGACCACCUCCUGUCUGAGAAGUACACUCUGGAACAAACCUUACAGCAAGUGAAACAAGACCUGGUGGCGGCACAAGAGAAAUGUGAAAGACUGGAGAAAGAGACCAAUGACUUAAUGUUGUCAGGAAAAGAUAAUAAUGAGGUGGUGACCUUGAAGCGACAGAAACAUGACCUGGAAGUUAAGAUUCAAGAACAAGAGGAAGAACUGGAUGACCAGGCUGGACAGAUCCAACAGUUGGAACAGGCCAAGUUGAGGCUGGAGAUGAACAUAGAGAAAAGUAAACAACAGCAGGUCAAAGAGUUGGAAGAGAAGGAGGAAGAGAUUGAGGAGAUGAGAUACAAGACACAGAAGAAGCUCCGACAACUAGAGAGCCAGCUAGAGGAAGAGUAUGAGCUGAAGAAAAGACUCCAGGAUGAGAAAGCACAGCUGGAGAAACAGCUUCAGGCAGCUGGUAACAGAGGACCACAGCGAGAUAAAGAUGCAGAGAAUCGACUCAGGCGCAACCUUCGAAAGACCAAAGCUUUGCUGAAUGAUGCUGGUGCAGCUUUGCUAAAACAGAAGGACAUUGAGGUGCUGAGAGCACAGAUGGCUGCCUUGAAAAACCAGUUGGAAGAUGCAGAGUUUGCUUCAGCUGCAGCAGUCAAGGCCAAGAAGAGAAUGGAGCUGGAAAUGCAGGAGCUGCAACAACAGAUUGAUGACCUCACCAGAGCUAAACAGGAGUCUGAGGCUCGGAGUAUGUCUCUGAUGAGAGAGAAGACAGACCUUCAGAGUAGACUAGAAGAAAUGGAGGAGGACAUGAAUGAUGUCAUGAAGAAAUACAAGGCAGCAGUACAGCAGCAAUCUGUUGACCAAAUCACAUUAAGUGACCAGAUGACUCAGAUAGAGGAACUGAUCACAGAGAGGGACAAGUUCAAACAAGAGGUGUCUGACCUUCAGUCACGUGUCCAGUCCUAUGAUGAGACCAUGGUGGACAAACAUAAAGUGGAGAGGCUAGAGACCAAGGUCAGGGAUGUUGAGAACCGCCUUGAAUUGGAAGUGACCACAAGACAGAGAUUAGAGAACCAAGUAAGUCGUCUUAAAGAACAAAUUGAACGGCUAACCACUGAGAAAGAAGACCUGAACCUGGCAAAGAUGUCAGCCGACGAGGCCAACAAGAGAGUACAGAAACAAUUAAGAGAUUUGAGGGAAGAGUUUGCCGAAGUACAGAAGCGAGAGCUGGAGGCUUCACAGAAGAAAAAAGAAAUGGAGAGCCGUGUGGAAGAGUUAGAAGCAGAGCAUGAACAUCAUCAGUCUGACUUAAAACUGGCACUAAAAAGAAUCACAGACCUCCAAGCAGCACUGGAGGAUGACCUUGACAGUGACAGUGAUGCCUUGAUGUCUGACAGUGAUGAUGAUGACAUGUCUGAUAGCGAUGACUUGAAUGACUACCAGGUCAAUCACAAGAAAGGUAGCAGCGCACACAGGACAGGAGCCUUGACCAAUGGCCAGCAAGUCAAUCACAGUGAAGCUUAAAGUUCCACACUUCUUAGCUGGACAUUGUGACCAUAUGGACAGCUGGACAGUCAUCUUCUGGAUACUUGAUGUUUCUACUGCAGAAUGUUAAGGCAUAAAGGACAGCAGCCCACCCCCACCCUUUUCCCCAACUGUGUAUGUGUCAAACAGGAGAGACUAUGUAUCUACAUUCACACAAUUGUCAAACAGGAGAGACUAUGUAUCUACAUUCACUCACUUGUCAAACACAUGAGACUAUGUAUCUACAUUCACUCACUUGUCAAACACAUGAGAAUAUGUAUCUACAUUCACUCAAUUGUCAAACUCAUUUGACUAUGUAUCUACAUUCACUCAAUUGUCAAACUCAUUUGACUAUGUAUCUACAUUCACACAAGUGUCAAACACAUUUGACUAUGUAUCUACAUUCACACAAGUGUCAUGUGAAUUGAAUUUGUUUGCUAAGGAACAAAUGGAAACAUAUUGAGAUUUUCAACUUAACCUUUUUUUUUUAAACUAGGAUAAUUUUUGUCACUGUGACAUAUCACACACAUACUUUCAAUGACUAUCUGUUGGUCACAUUAGACCAGUGGUCUGUGAAGAAUGGAGAGUGUCCAGAAUGACCUCCCUCAUGAUUUAUCUACCCAUGUAUCAGCAUGCACAUUAGCUAAUUGGGUCAUGACCUUCUUGGGUCAAAGUAAUGAUACCUUUUUUUUCUUAUUAUUAUAUUGUAAUAAUUGACCAUUAUUAUUAUUAUUAUUUGAUUAGCAUGUCAUUUAUAUUUACACAAUGUCUUGGCAAGAAACUGUAUUUUAGUUGCCUUGCCUUUAUUUACUUAAUCGUAUCUGUUGCUUGUGUGUUGACAUGUAUUGUACCAUUGUGUUUCUUGAAGGAGUGUGCCUGGUGGUUAUGUUGGACAUACUGUAUUAGGCUUAUAUCAUAUCAUAUAUAUAUAUAUAUAUAUAUAUAUAUAUAUAUAUAUAUAUAUAUAUAUAUAUAUAUAUAUAUAUAUAUAUAUAUAUUGUCAUGUGACAACCGACUUUAAGGGACAUUGUCAACUGAACCGUAGACUAGAAAUUUGUCUGAAGACUAUUAUUCUCUGUUGAUAAGCAGUAAGUAUUAGAAGGUCUUGGGAACUUGUCUUUUAAAGGCAUAGACUUUUUGAGGUUAUGUGAGAUUGUCCUUUGAAGGGAGGGACUUAAUGGGGGCUAUGUGCCCUCCCAUCCAUCUUUGCUGGGGCCCAAUGUAUGUCUGUUCAUUCAACAGAGAGAUUAUUCUAUACAAGUAAUAUAAGUAUUUUUAUUGUUUUGUAUUUUAAACAAGUUAAAAAAUAACUCAUAAGCCACAGGAACUUUUUUUUUGUUUUUAUUUUAUCAGCAUUGUCUUGUUACUAUGUACUCACAGUGAGCUCUAUACACUAAUCAAAUUGAUGUAGUAGCCUUUAGAAUAUUUGUAUUGUGGUAGCUACUUGGAUUUUAGUUUUAAAAAAAGAAUGAUAUUUACCUAUUGGUUAAAUUGUAGUCUAGCCUUUCUACCAAACCGGGACUUGUAGACGUAUUGUGUAAAAGGGGAUGGCUGGUCAAAACCUAUACCUGUCUGUGUGUGUUAGGGUUCAGGGAUGGCAUGUUGUGGGUAGUGUCCCAUCAAAACUACCCCAGUGAACCAGAAGAGUCAUAAAUGUGAUUGCUUGAAGCAGGGGAGAAAACAACUAUGGUGUUCAAAGCAGAUUUAUGUCCCCUGAAUGACUUAAUGCCAUUCCGUACUUUCGGCUGUGUGUCAGUGACAAGGCAGUUUGUCCUGUGUCCUUGCUUUAUAGACUUGUAAGGUGUCAGUGACAUGACAGUGUGUUCUAUGUCCUUGCUUUAUAGACUUGUGAGGUGUCAGUGUCAAGGUAGUGUGUUCUAUGUCUUGCUUUAUAGACUUGUGAGGUGUCAGUGUCAAGGUAGUGUGUUCUGUGUAAUGCCUAGGAACAAACGCAAUGCAGAAAUAAAAGUGUUGUUUUUUUUUGUAUAAUCUACCAGUGCACUGGGGCCUGUUUGUACGACAGUCAGUGCACGUGUGCUUGUUGUUUGUAUGACAAUCAUUGCAUGUGACUUAAAGUUUGUAUGACUGUACAAGUGCACGUGAUCUGACUGUGCUGUGAGUUGUCAGGUCCAGAUGAAGACAUUUUGUCGACAGAAUCAUUGUCCACUUCAAUGUAUUCCCGGCCCAUCAGCCAGCAUUCAUCUCGACAUUAUUGUGUCAUUUUUAUUUGAAUAUAAACAUGAUUUGUUCUCUGA